Molecule: messenger RNA, 1211 nt
Organism: Ochlerotatus camptorhynchus
Lineage: Eukaryota; Metazoa; Arthropoda; Insecta; Diptera; Culicidae
Product: E3 ubiquitin-protein ligase TM129
Exons: 2
Coding region: 53-1210 (385 amino acids)
Biological process (GO): protein ubiquitination
Cellular component (GO): endoplasmic reticulum; membrane
Molecular function (GO): ubiquitin protein ligase activity
Source: RefSeq, a predicted model, not a curated record
GUAAAAGUUGGCCGAUUCAGAAUAGAAACAAACUACCAACAACGCACCCAGGAUGUCGCAGGAAAGCGCCAUCGUGUUUACUAUCUUUUACGCACUGUUGUGCUUCUGCAUUGUCUACCCAUCGACGGAGUUCGUGUCCGCCGGGCUGACAGUGGACCAUGUCUUCUCGUCCACACUCGGCUCGGAAACGAUAGGUUUCGUGCAGCAUCACAUCCGGCGAACCAGUUUGAACCUGAUGGUCCACUCGCUGCUCCCCGUGAUGUACAUUCGGGUGUACUUUAUGCAGUUUGAACAGGGCGGCGAUCACGCGAGUGAGCACGAUCCGUACUCUCCGUUGGCCCUGGCAUGGAAGACGUUUAUUGUGGCGACGAUACUGCUACCGGGGCUGGUAGCAGUGGCCAUCUACUACUGGUCCAGAAAGGGAUGGGAGAAUCACCCGAUUGCCAAGCGGCUGGGGAAGUUUUGCGAUGGAGAGCGACUGCGAGAUUGGAAGGCAGUGACAGCAAGCAUCAAUGAAGAAUACAGGAGGGAUGAUAAGGUGGUUAUCAAGAUGAAUCCCGUUUCGAGAAUUGUGGUGACGGAGAACUGGAUCAUCAAGACGGGUCCAUACUGGAUCAAUAUAGCGAAUCAGAAUGACACGGCUUUAAUCGCCUACAAGAGCGACACCCACGACGUAAGCCAGGAAGCCUUCGAAACGGUUCAGUACGUCAACAUUGCUGUCAAGCCAACCCGCGAAGGCAUUCGGGAGUUCUCCAUCAGAAUCAAUGCCCUCGACUUCAAAGACCUACAGGAUCGUAUCAGUCGGCCGAUAACGAUCUUGUCCAGUGUCAAAUUUCAUCGUUCUGUGCUGGAUCGAUUCGUCGACGUGUUUAAGGACCAGGUUGCUCAGAAUCCAAUCUAUCGGCCGGAGGGACACGUGGCGAUUGACAAUCUAGACAGCUGUUUUGCCUGUAUGCAGGCGCAACCUAAUAUAAAAAUUCAAAAGAACUGUCUGGACGUGGACGAAGCAGGGGAAGCUCUGCCGGAGACCCGAUGCUGUCAGGUAUGCAACUGUCGACCCAUGUGGUGCAUCGAUUGCGUGGCCAAGUGGUUCGCCUCGAGGCAAAACCAAUCGGAACGGGAAUCGUGGCUGCAGCAAAAGUGCACCUGCCCGAUGUGCCGGGCACGGUUCUGUGUUCUAGACGUGUGCUUCAUCGAGGGGAUGAGAUGAA